Xiphias gladius (swordfish) is the source of this 3877-nucleotide messenger RNA. Its product is annotated as sodium-dependent lysophosphatidylcholine symporter 1-B-like. The transcript is spliced from 14 exons. Gene Ontology annotation, molecular function: lysophospholipid:sodium symporter activity. Gene Ontology annotation, biological process: carbohydrate transport. Gene Ontology annotation, cellular component: membrane. NCBI's taxonomy places the organism in Eukaryota, Metazoa, Chordata, Actinopteri, Istiophoriformes, Xiphiidae. Bases 58 to 1812 code for a protein of 584 amino acids. The record is from RefSeq and is a predicted model, not a curated record.
GGGGGACGGAACACGCCAUUGUCACAGCACAGUGGUCGGUGACGUAGGCGCCGUGGAAUGAAAGUGCCGGGUCGCGGAGUCAGAGGCGGACACACGGAGCGCCGAGCGACACGCGUGUUUUCUGUGAGCCGGCCACUUUCUCCCGGCGCUAAGAAAAAUAACGCUACCGACAGAAAAAGAAAAAAGAAAAAUAAUAAUAAAAAAAACAAACAAACAAACAAAAACUGGUUACUCUAUCGUCUUGAAACCGCGAUGGCACGAGGAGAGGGCGCCGAGCAGUACGCGGCGAGUUUGCUAUCAGUCAAACCUAUAAAUACAGAGAUCAAGACAGCAAAGCCAAAUGACCUGAAAAAUCGUCUGUCCGUGUGGAGCAAACUAUGCUACGCCAUCGGUGGGGCUCCCUACCAGAUAACAGGCAGCGCUCUGGGCUUCUUCCUCCAGAUCUACCUGCUGGACGUGGCUCAGCUGGAUCCCUUCUAUGCCUCCAUCAUCCUGUUUGUGGGUCGGGCCUGGGACGCCGUCACAGACCCAACGGUGGGUUUCCUGGUGAGCCGGAGUAGGUGGACCCGCGUCGGCCGCAUGAUGCCCUGGAUCCUUUUCUCUACUCCGUUUGCGGUGCUGACUUACUUCCUAAUUUGGUACGUGCCUCCAUUUGAGCAAGGGAAGGUCAUCUGGUACUUGAUCUUUUACUGCCUCUUCCAGUCAAUGCAGACGUGCUUCCAUGUGCCAUAUUCAGCCCUCACCAUGUUCAUCAGCAGCGACCAGAAAGAGAGGGAUUCUGCCACUGCCUAUCGUAUGAUGGUGGAGGUGCUGGGCACAGUGCUGGGCACCGCAAUCCAGGGACAGAUCGUGGGUGGCGCUUCAGAUUGUCCCACUGAGCUUGAUGUCCACAACAGCGGAAACUCAUCCAGGAACAACACGUCCAUUGUUUCACUGGAGGACACGAAACAAGCUUACUUGAUUGCUUCAGCGGUCAUCUCCCUCAUAUAUGUCCUCUGUGCCGCGAUCUUGUUUUUCGGUGUGAAGGAGCAAAAAGAGAGCAGGCGUAAAAAAUCAGACCCCCUUACCUUCCGUCAGGGCCUGUGGCUGGUGAUGAGCCACGGCCCGUACGUCCAACUGGUCAUCGGCUUCCUCUUCACCUCUCUGGCCUUCAUGCUACUGGAAGGAAACUUUGCCCUUUUCAUCACCUACGCUCUUGGGCACAGGAAAGACUUUCAGAAUAUUCUCCUGGUCAUCAUGCUAUCGGGAACUCUAACCAUCCCGUGGUGGCAGUGGUUUUUGACCCGGUUUGGGAAGAAGACGGCGGUUUACUUCGGCAUCUCGUGGGCAGUACCCUUCAUGAUCCUAAUCAUCUGCAUCGACAGCAACCUGGUCGUUUCUUACUUGGUCUCAGUGGCGGCAGGUGUGAGCGUGGCGGCAGCCUUCCUCCUGCCUUGGUCAAUGCUUCCCGAUGUAGUGGAUGACUUCAAGGUUAAGAACCCCCACGUCCAUGGCCAUGAAGCCCUCUUCUACUCUUUCUACGUGUUCUUCAUCAAGUUUGCCUCUGGGAUAUCCCUGGGUAUCUCCACCCUAAGUCUGAAAUUUGCUGGCUAUGUGACCGGGAGCUGCUCACAGCCUGAGACGGUCAGUUUUACCCUGAGGAUGCUGGUUUCUCCUGUGCCUGUGUGUCUUAUCGCUGUGGGACUGUUGAUAUUGAAGACCUACCCUAUUGAUGAGGAAAGGAGGCAAGACAACCAAAAGCUGCUGCAGGAAAUCCUGGACUCCGAGACAGAUUCUGAAUCUGAGACCUCAGCACUUGGGAGCAACGUUUAGCGGCGGAGGACGAGCCCCCACCAAGGCCGGUUUACGCCUUUGCACAGGCUGCCGAGGGACAUGACCACCAACUAUCUGGACCGACAGAGAAGGGACCACGGACACCACUGCUGCCCAGAAGUCAUCAGCAUUAAUCGUCUCCCUCCAGUGGCUCACACAGGUCUAUGUCGCCAUCUACUGGCCUGCUAGUGUCAUCUUAUCUGUGAUUCAAGUAUUUUCUGUUGCCUUUUAUCUCCAGCUGUGUCCCGAUUAAACUGCAUUCACUAAAACUAAGAAAAUAUACACAACAUAUAAAUCUCCACAGUGUAUUGUUUUGUCAGUUAGUGUAGAGACAAAGUCCUGGGUUUACUUCUGUUCUUGUUACUUUCACUUCUCAAUAUAGCUUUUCCUCUUUAUAGAGGUUUUACUUUACUGGUUUAGCAGAAACACAAUACUGGGAUCUGUCCAUAUUUUAACCUAAACGGGUCUUUCCCACUGAAAUGGACAGUAAAAUUUGUCACUUUAUCACUGUAAUUAAGAUGAAACACAUUUUCUGCCAGCAUUCACCAACUGUAGCUCCUAUAAGUGAAUGGCAAGGGCUCGUGGGAGCUGUAGUCAUUGUAUCUUGGUUAAGUUUUCCUCAACAAAGAGAAAUCAAUCUAUUUUUCCAGAGAUGUAUCACUUUAUUGUUUACUGAGAUGCUCCUGUGGCGAUCUACGAUGUUAUUUACCUUGAAUAUUCAUGAGCAGCUCCUUUAUUUCUUCUGUGCAUCGCAUUGUGGUACAGCAGUAAUCCUCAACUUCCGUUUCAUCACACCUCCUGUGUGACUGCACUGCGUCCUUCAAACCCGGUUAGAAAAGGCUGGAUCUGGGGCACUGCUUGUGAUUUGUGGUAUUGUUUAUGAAGUAUUUAUUUGCUGAUUUACAAAAUCGGACACUCAGUCAUGCAGACUUGACUGUGAUGUUACCCUUGAUGUUUACCAUGUCUGAGGCUAGCUCUAACUUUCCAUUCAGAGAGUGCUCUGAAGGAAAUAUAUAGUAUCAGCCCUUAUUCAUAAAGGGCAUACCAGCACUAUUCCACUAAUUGGAGUUGUAUGGAGGUGUACCACAAUUUCUACUUUUCUUUGGGUGAUGUUGCUUUCUAUAGAUCAUUUCAUCAAGGCAAAAACUUUACUUGUACUUGAAUCUUCUGAAGGGGGAAGGCACCUCGUGAUAUGAUGAACUGAAUGUAGAUUAUCUGAAUCACUUGCCUUACAUACACAUCUUGUAUAACUACUUGCAAUGAGAUUUUCUGUUGCUCAAACUGUUGGGUUUAUUUUUCUGUGUGCUACUGAAAUUUUUACCAUCACACCUUUUUUGUGCUUUAAGAUUAUAGCCGAUCUCCAUCAGGUUUAAUAGACGUUUUAGAAUGUGCUUUUACAACAAAGUCAACUCUAAGGUGAAGUCUUUUCACCCAGCAUGUUCUCACUUCCCAAGGGAAGAAAAAUGCUUUAUUUAACUAUUUAUUGAAACUAUCUAAGGGAUUAUAAUUUUUCUUAUGAAAGCACAUGUUUAUAAUAAUUUAUUAACAGUGAAUGGUUAUUGAUGGAUAUGUGACCGGGUGAUUUUCAAAUCCUGUGAAAAACAUUUCAGAACAUCAAAAUUGUGUUUUUCUUUUUCUUUUCCUAUCAAAAAAUAUCACAAGUUGCCGUAAUGUGAUUUUAAAGAGGCCGCCUUUACAGCAUUAUGACUCAGCAGGCCAAACUCAGAUUUUCUAUUAAGUUAUCCACGACACAUUUCUCCUCAAUUUCAGUCACUUGAUUUCACCUCAAAUGAUCUUAUCCCCUUCCUGGAUAAAUUAUGAAGUCAUAAAAUCGAAGUUUUAAUAUAUUCCUGCAUAGUUUUCCUUUUUAGGCCUUUGAAAUUGCACUAAAUGAACUGAAGGAAGCACAUUACAACUCUCUUUGGUCUCCCUGGUGUUUAUAUUCUGUUGUAUGUAUAAACUGUAAAUAAUUUUUUCUAAGUCUCACCAUGAUGAGCAAUAUAUAAAUCAGAGAUGAAAGAAGGUGAUGUGCUGUGAAUUUGUAAUUUAAAGUCUGUGAAUAAAG